Monodelphis domestica (gray short-tailed opossum) is the source of this 1106-nucleotide messenger RNA. RefSeq names its product gastrin releasing peptide (gene GRP). Lineage: Eukaryota; Metazoa; Chordata; Mammalia; Didelphimorphia; Didelphidae. Gene Ontology annotation, biological process: neuropeptide signaling pathway. The record is from RefSeq and is a predicted model, not a curated record. Gene Ontology annotation, molecular function: neuropeptide hormone activity.
UCGAAAGAUCCCGGAAGAUGGAUGAAUUUCAGGGAUUAUAACCGUAGCCCCCGCCUACUCUAAUAGGCAGACGUCAGAAGGCUGAAGUUGGUAGUUUAACAGCACCCCCCCCGCCCCACCCUCCCCGCCAGGAUUUCCUUAUAAAUUAGGGCAGCAGAGGCGGUAUUAGCAGUUUAUCUUCUAGUUACCCUCCUCUUCCCCUCUUCCUCUACUCCUGAUUCUGGAGGUAGCCGGGGACAGGAUUUGAACUUGCCUCCUGAACUCACUGCAGCGAACAGGAGAUUCCAGAUCUCUAUCCCAGGGACCAGGCAGCGGCACUACGAUGCGGGGCUGCGAGGUCUCCCUGGUCCUUUUAGUUCUGGUCCUCAGCGAAGCGCCCCGCGGGGCCGCGGCUCCAGUGCAGUCAAUUGAUCUGGGGGACCCGAUGGCCAAGAUAUACCCAAGAGGGAACCACUGGGCUGUAGGACAUUUAAUGGGAAAAAAGAGUGCCGGAGAUUUCCCUUUUGCCUAUGAAGGGAGAGACAAGAUAGCUCUUUCACCAGUGAUACCUGACAGUUCCAAGCAGCUUAGUGAAUACCUGCAGUGGGAAGAAAUGGAGAAGAAUUUUCUGCCAUUGUUAGAAGAGAAGGGUAGCAGAAGCAGUCGGCUCCUUCGGCAUGGGCUCCUGGGCUAUCCUCAGCCUGCUGGGGACUUGGAAGAUGACGACGGCACUAAAGAUAUGGUGGAAUCCUUACUUCAGGUUCUCAACAUGAAGGAAAGCAUCCUGAGCUGAACUGGAGAUGGCCCCCUUGCAAAGAAACAAUAUCCUUAAGAGACUGUGGUCUACAAGCAUUGACUGUAUCAUACGACAGUGAUGUUUCCUUUGUGUAAACAAGAUUUCUUUUGUGUGAAACAUGUCACUAUUCUUGUAUCAUUCCAUCUUGACUAAAUCCAUGUUUUUCGAGCAGCACUUUGUUUGAACUGAUUUGCUGUAAAUACUUGUUGAGGAAGGGUCUUCCAAUCUUCACAUCAUCCCAACCCAUUUAGUCAGUCUAUUUGUUCUUUAGUUUUUCGAGUCCUGUUAUGUCAGCAUUCACAAUAAAAAUGGAAACUCUUUGGAAAAGCCA